Messenger RNA from Papilio machaon (common yellow swallowtail), 1553 nucleotides. Its product is annotated as protein odr-4 homolog. Bases 84 to 1481 code for a protein of 465 amino acids. Gene Ontology annotation, biological process: intracellular protein localization. The transcript is spliced from 7 exons. The record is from RefSeq and is a predicted model, not a curated record. Lineage: Eukaryota; Metazoa; Arthropoda; Insecta; Lepidoptera; Papilionidae. Gene Ontology annotation, cellular component: endomembrane system.
AGUCAACCUCAACCAUCAAAAUAAACACGUAAACGUAAUAUUUCAUCCCUUUGCAGUUUAUAUGCAGAAUAAGAUUGAGAAAAAUGGUUAGAACUGUAUAUUCACCAGAAUAUUGCCUGCAGUAUUUAGAACAAUAUGCAUCUCAAGAAAUUUUUGUAACAGGAUUAAUUCUGGGUCAGAUUACAGAUGCCCGAGAGAAUGUUAUACAUUUAGCCCGAACGCCAGAAGAAAAAAGCGGUGAAGCGAUUUCAAACGAUGGUAGCUUUGCCUCAGAGAAACUAGAUCCUGUUAAAAAUUUACUAGGAGUUUCAGAAGCGUGGGUUGCUGAUCAUGCUAAACAUGUUACACGAAUGUUACCCGGUGGAAUGUUUGUUCUGGGUAUAUUUAUUACAAGUGAUGAAGAUGUUUUUGAAGAUCCCAACUAUUUUAGCAAAGUGAAAACAAUAUUGAACUACACUUAUAAAGUACUGAAUACUAAUCAUUUAAUGUUCGCUAACUGCCCACAUUCCAAUGAGAGGUUAAUUUUGCAUAUGUCAACAAACACAAAAGUGUUGACAUGUAAAAGUAUUGAAGUAGGACCCAGUAAGAAUGUUGCCAUUAAACCCGUUGAGUGGAAAUUUUUAUCCAAACCUCAGCAAUGGCAGAGAUUGGAUUGUUACUAUGAGUUUGAUGAAGUUUAUCCCGUGAUUGUAAAGAAAAAUGGUAUAUCUGUUAAACAACAAUUUCAGCAAAUACUGGAAUCAUCUUAUAAAACUAUUGAGUCAAGUGUAAUGUUCCUUGACGGAGAGCUGAAAGAUCCCUCGGAGCAACUUGAACAACUGAUAAAAAAGAAAAAGACAAAGAACAGCUCAAAAACAGUACAAGAUGUUCCCAAGUCUAUGUAUGUGUCAUUAUUUGUGCCUUUUGAGAAUGCUUUACCAGAGACAGUAGAGUAUUUAGAAUGUGAUGGCAGUAUACACUUCAGUGGUAUUGUUGCAUCCAGUGUGUUCAUGUACCCUAAAGCAUCAAUUGCGGAGGCCAUAGCGGCCGUCAAACAAGAUAUUAUACGGUCACUAGCCUCACGCUUUACAAUGCAUUGUGAUGCAUUAAUUGAUGAUAAUUUACUACCUGAAGAGAAAGUGUGUUUCAACGAGCCUCCCAGACGUGUGCUAGUACCAGUUGGGUCUCUGUACCUCUGCGACUACUUGUUCCCUGGGGAAGCGCCGGCUGAAGCCCUGCUGUCAGUAAGGGAGCUCCUUGACUUGCAGAUCACGGAGGCAGAUGUUAUCUGUGACAUUGAGACUCCUGCUGAUACAUCAGAGUUUGAUGCACUUGAUAGAGACACAAGCAGCGAGGAGUUGUUAGCGACUCCGCAAGAAGCUAGCCAGUUUAUGUACAUAACAGGCAUUUCUUUUGCGUUCUUAGUGUUGGUUGUGUCAAUUUUUAUCCACUACUAUGACAGUAUUGCAGAAUUCAUGCGUAAAUUAUUAACUAUAUCGUGAAAUAAUAUCAUGUAUCUCUUUGUACUGUCUACAUAUUAUAAUGUUAUAACACAAUAAAUGUUUAUUUUCAAU